Messenger RNA from Oncorhynchus mykiss (rainbow trout), 1753 nucleotides. Lineage: Eukaryota; Metazoa; Chordata; Actinopteri; Salmoniformes; Salmonidae. The record is from RefSeq and is a predicted model, not a curated record.
AGAAAGUGAACAAGAAGUAGAAAGAGCAGAAGCGAUAGAGAGGGGGAGAGAUGUCAUUGGAUCCCUUAUUGGACUGCCGUAUACCACCCUAUCCAGCGAGGACCCCACUGUGCUGCCUGGCGAGGAGACAGAGCUGCCCAUGGAGAUGCCUGCCGCACUCGCAGAGGAGAGGACACCAGUGUCUGUCCCUCUGCCCCCUUCCACACCCGGUGAACCAGAGGAGCGAGGGAUGGCUAGAGAGAGAGGGAGAUGGAGAGAUAGCCCCACCCUACAGGAUGUUACUCCCCCAGUGAAGCAACCUCGUAGGAGGCAGCUGCUCUUCAUCGACCAGGAAACACAGAUAUCCCAGGAGGCACUGCAGCAACAGAUAGACAACACUCUCAUACAGACCAGGCCCCUGGUUGUAAUCAGUGGUCCCUCUAAGAGAACAGUGUCUCCAGUUGAUCUCCUUGGUAACCCAUGCACCACCCUCCCUCCAGAGCUACUGUUGCAAUGGAAACGGGUGGCGAUUGUCACAGCGCUCACUGGCUCCGCCCUGCUGGUAGGGAGGACAGAGACAGACUCGGAGUCAGAGAGAGAGAGGGAUAAAGAGAGAGUGAUGAAGGCAAAGGAGGAGGGAGACAGAGAGCAGGAGGGAGAGCUCAGCUCAAAAGAGGUACCUAGAGAGUUGGCAGAGUCUGGCCUGUCCCAGCAUGAUGUUUCCACUCGGUCUCCGCUGUCCCUGGAGGUCUCUGAUAGAGACAUGUCCCGGGAGACCUCCCCCCUGGACACACCCGAGAGCAGAGGGUCUGUGUCCAAACUGAAGGACAUUCCAGAGGAGGGCGAGGGACCGCUGGAGAGAGAGGCAGAGGACAUACCUAUGGCUGACUUAUCAGCAGAGCUACAAGACGCAGUGACAGAGCCUCUUGAGGAUCAUGAAGGGGUGCUGUUCCACUCUCUGCUGCCCCCACUGGCCCAACGCAGUAGUGUCACUCACUCAUUCUGGACCCUACUGGAGAUGGUAACUGCCAGGAGACUCUGUGUGCAGCAGGAUGAACCUUAUGGUGACAUCAUAAUUUCACCUGGACCCAACUAUGAGGAGGGGAAUGAGAGUGUGUAACACACACACACACACACACACACACACACACACACACACACACACACACACACACACACACACACACACACACACACACACACACACACACGAGUUUAUUCAAAGAUGACUUUCAAAUAGAUCUCACAAACAGAUAGUUUGAGUCGGGUAACUAGAAGAGACGACAGUUGACCUGUUCCUCUUUGCUAAUCGUAUUUUAGGUGCUUCAUUUGUGUGUGUUAUUUAGCAGACACUCUUAUCCAGAGCAGCUUACAGUAUUAAGUGUACACAUGUCUUGUGUUUUUGAUCUUGCCCCCAGUGGGAGUCCAACCCACAACCAUGGUGUUGCGAAUGCCAUCCUCUACCAACUGAGCCACACAGAACAUUUUGUAAAGCUUAAAGUUUUUAAAGUUUUAAAGCAGGUUUUGCUUUGUUGUUUUUUUAUAUCAGUAGUCUCUUAUUAUAUUCUGUGACUAAAGACUGAAUUUUAUAUUCAAUAUCACAUUUCUCUUUUAAGCAUUUUAAAUGACUUUUCCACCAUUUCUAUUUCCACAGUAUUUUAGUCUAUUCUUAGCGUGUGCUGACAUAUAAAGGACUCAGUGUGUUUGUGUUUCAGUGGUGUUUUUUUUAGACUUGUAACAGGUGUUUGUUUCUGUGAAUAAACAAGUCAAACUA